UUCCUAUCCAAGCUACUGGUGUGCUACGGAGACCAGACCGAAAUGGCCGAGUUUCGGAGAGGUUUUCAUACAAUCGAUCGGAAUAACACCGGGAAAAUCACAAUGGAAGACCUACGUGCCUAUAUGCAUCGAAUGAAUUAUAAGGAGAGUUUUGUUGUUAAAUGGAUGAAGCUUUUCAAACCGAAUGAGGAGGGUGUGAUUACCUAUGAAAAUUACUGUAACACUCUGGGUUUGAUACCACGGAGACCAGAGUCAGUUGCGAGCGAUAUUAGUGAAGCCACGUUCCCGGAAACACCGCAUAUCGAGCCGCAUUCAUCAACUGAAGACAGUGAAACCACUCAUGCGAACAAUGCUGUCACAGGCGUCACGGAAGUUUUUGACCAACAUGCCGUUGAGGCCACAGUGUCUCAGACACAGACUGUUCCGGGGGAUGUGGGUGAAUUUUUCGCGCCAAAAGAAUGUAGAUUACAGAAAAAGACCAAAAAGUCACCCAGAGAUCCUAAGCACAAACUUUCGAGCGCUUCUAAAAGUUUACUUUCAUCUGAUCUCACAGAUACCUCCAAGGAAUUGGAGUUUGAACAUGGUGAAUGCGCUUCUCUGAGCGAACCAGAAUCCGUGGACUUGUCACAUGUGCCCGCGAUGCCCUCUCAGUUGGACAUCGGUAUGUUAUUGGAUCGGCCGUCGGAAACAUCCAGUAGCACAAAGGCCCAGGCAGAGUUCCCGGGCGAUGCAGCCCUUGAGUUUCGACAGCCUUUCUCUUCUGACCCACAAGUGCAUACGACCUUUGCUGACGAUCCUGUGGACAUCCCUAUAUUCAGCGAAAGAGAAGAGUCAACGUUCACCAAUGUAGUGAAAUCAUCCAAACGGAAACGCUCCACAAGCAAAAGUAAAGAAAAACGGAAACAGAGGCUCAGAGGAGCACGCAGUGAGAGUGACAAAAACAGUACUGAAGAAAUUUCGACAGUAGAAACUCCAUCAGUGACAGAAUUUUUGUCACAAUUGGUCAACCAGAACCCAGUACAUUCUGACCCACAAGUGCAUACGACCUUUGCUGACGAUCCUGUGGACAUCCCUAUAUUCAGCGAAAGAGAAGAGUCAACGUUCACCAAUGUAGUGAAAUCAUCCAAACGGAAACGCUCCACAAGCAAAAGUAAAGAAAAACGGAAACAGAGGCUCAGAGUAGCACGCAGUGAGAGUGACAAAAACAGUACUGAAGAAAUUUCGACAGUAGAAACUCCAUCAGUGACAGAAUUUCCGUCACAAUUGGUCAACCAGAACUCCGGUACAUUGGAAUCUGCAGAACUAUAUGUUUCCUGUCAACUACCAGUUUUUCAAAUCCCAGAUAUGCCCACAAUCCCCGAUGAUGUGACUGCUGAACACAAUGGAGUUGAGAAAAGGGAAACCGACCACCAAAGUAGAGAUAUUUUUGGAGAGGAACAAUCCACAGAAGAGCAGUCCAAAGGAGGUAAAGAAAAACGCGAACAUGAAGAUGAAGUGCCGCCCACCGCACCUGAUAACGGGAAUAUUACGUAUGAAGACAAUUUAUUCUUCGAAUCUGCCCGGUCAGCGGAACUUGGACCAGAAAAUAUGAAUAUAGCUGAUGUGGCAAUGAUUUCUUCGGAAUGUGAAUAUGUUAUCGACCAAUCAGUUACCAAUCUGGGGGAGAACGAAAUCGUGGGAAAUGCUGUGGAACCUAAUGGAGCGGAAAAGACAAAACCUGCAGUGGAUUUGAAACAAACCAAAGACAAAGCUAAACAGAAAGGUAAGCACAGAGCCGAUGGAUCGCGCUCCGCAUCCGAGAGUGAAAACCUGCAGAGUGAUAAACUUCCGCCAGAGGCAGCCUCAACAACAGCAAUUAGUGUGGAAUUUGAGCCGAUGAGUACAGAUCACAUAACAACGGUGCAAGUUGAAAGUGAAAAAGCUGAAUUUGCUAGGCCUAAAUCUCCUGCAGAUGUGAGUUCAGAUGUGUAUCACAUUUCAAGUGAUAUUCCCCCUGAGAGUAACGACACAAGUGAAGCGGAACAAACGAUAAGCGCAAUACCAAAAGGGCAUAAAUCCAAGCAGCUCAAAGUCAAAAGUAAGGAAAAGGGGAAGAAAAAGGGUGAAGUUUUGCUGUCUGCAUCCGAAAGUGAACGUAGCAGAGAUGGAGAAAUUUUGACAGCCCUUCCAGUGACAGAAGAUAUGGAGAAACAAAAGAAGACGGAACCGUUUGAAUCUACGGAAGACGUCCCUCCUUUACUGACUGGUUCGACUCUUGGUGACGUGUCAUUGGAUCGCGGAAGCUCUAGCCAUCCCGAAGAGCUGAAUUUUCUGAAGACACCAGGUACAGAACAAAAGAUAUCUAAGCAGAAGCAUCGCAAGACCACAAAGAGUAAGGAAAGUAAUGACCAAAACGAAGAAGUUCCACGCACCACGCCUGACAGUGAAAGCUUUGGUCUCGAAGAAGUAAUGGAUCUUCCAGCUAUAGAUAAAGAAACAGGACAGACAAGUACAGAACUCCUUGAAUUUGCAGAACCCAUCACUUUUUCGAAUGAAUCGUUGACCAGUGUGACCUCUAGUGGUGUAGUCUCAGAUCACAAAGCCAAACGUAAGAGGAAAGUUAAAAACAAGGGUGAGAUUUUACUGUCUGCAUCUGAAACCGAAAAGAGCGGGCCUGAGGACGUUUCUGCAAUCACGGGCCCUCUCGUGUCAAAUCAGAGAUUAGCGGAUGUAGAAAUGGAACAAGAAACUACUGCAUGUCUUGAACUUGCUGAAACUCCUUUUCCGCGUUACGGGUCACCCACCGAUUUGAACUUGGAUACACAUACAAGCCGCGACGGCAUAGUUUCAGAUAGCAUAUUUCCUUGCCCGGAGUUAGGGGAUACAAAUGAGUGGAAGUAUCCGAAAACGAAGGGAAAAAGAAAGCCUAAACAGACCAAAGCGCACACUUCGCUAGAGAGUGAGGAAAGAGAGAUUCCAGCGUCUCCUAUCCUGAUGGAACUCAGACCAGAUGUGGGAGAUUCACAUACAACUGCACAGUUUGAGUUUAUCGAGGGAUUGGCUUCCAUACACCAGCCAUCAAAUCAACCGAUUCCAGCUAUCACCGAACAUACUGAGGAUUUUUUCAAGUUGGAAUCAUCAGAGAGUUCAAAAGCAACAAGUAUAGAGCAGAAGCGCCCCACGAUAAAACGUGGCGGACUGAAAGGCGAAAGGAACGAGGAACAUACAGAGAACAUUCCACGCACGGUGCAUGAAAGUGAGCCUGGCCCUUCCGAGGGGCCAUCAUCUGUCGCAGCUCCUUUAAUGACAGAAAUGGAACUAGGAGUGAUGGAUGUGCCUCAAGACCACAAGAAACCACGUGCGAGAAAACGCUCAAGGUCAGUUCCGAAACAACAUCCUCAACAGGAAGAAAUCUGUCUGAGUCAGGACAGUGAAAGCUUGAUGGCACCGCGAAUGGAAGCGGAGAUUGUAGAAACGGAACCUUCUGGAAAAUCGGAGAAAACUAAAGUUCAGAAGAGGGAAUAUAAAAACGGGUCUGCGAUAAUAUCCAAAAGUAAAAAGGAUAAAGCCAAAAUCAUUCAACCCCCUGCAAAUGUGAAGACUGAUACUAGUUCACAACUCUCAGCGGAAUUUUCUGUGAGUGAAACACAACAAGGAGGGGAAGCCUAUCCCGGUGAAAAAGGGUCAAAGAGUGGGACCAAGCGGAAGCGGAAAACAGACCAAUCAAGUCAUAUUGAAACGGAUUCGAGAUCAAAGGCUCCAAAGACUAAACCGUCCAAGGCGCAUGAAGAUUCUGGUCCCUCAGUGCAAGGAGGUGCGAUUACCGGUACAGCUUCAACUGUGAAUAAUGAAUCUGUAAGUGCAUUGAAGGAUGCGACCCAGGAAUCGGUCUGCUCCAGUUGUCGACCAGUAACCACCCCCAAAGACAUUAAUCCAGAUGCAUUGUUUUCACGCAUUCCGUUUUGGAUGCGUAUAAGAAAGAAACAGUCAGUAAUCAGAAGACGCAGAGUAAUGCGCAAAAUUGAUAUGAAGCGGAAACGUGAGGCCCACCGCGAACAGUUGACGGAUGAUGCAUCAACCCAGAUGGUGACCCACAGAUUCCCACGCAGUUUUGAAACUCAACCAAAUCCAGAAAAAAGCAAAUCACAAGUCCGUAAACGGCGCCGUGCUGUUGAACGUCUGGUCAAGUACAGGGCAGACCAAGUCAAUCGGGUUCAACGCCCGAAAACAAAGAAAAAAGCCAAGAGGCGUCUCACUGCGCUGGAUCGAUGGAAGGUUCGUUCAAGUCUUCGAAAGCGUGGCGUUAUUGUUAUUUUGCUUGGUGGCAGACAUCGUGGAAAGCGCGUCGUCAGUUUGGGUCGACAAAAGUCCACGGGACUACUCUUGGUCACUGGCCCCUUUCGGUACAAUGGAUGUCCUUUGCGACGAGUUCAUCCCAAUAUGGUACUGGCAACAGAGACACGAGUGGAUCUCGGAAAGUUCAAAGUUCCUCUGCGUGUGCAUUCAAAGGAGUACUUUGCUCGGAAGAAGUUGGACAAAAAGCAUAACUUGGACGUUCAACUGGGUCUGAGUGGCACAUCUGAUUCGGUUGAAAGCAAACGGUUUGUCCCCAAUGAAGAACGAAAAGAAGACCAGCGAAUCAUAGACGAAGAGGUUUGUAAAUGUAUCAAAGCACAUGCAGACUCUCGAAUGCUAAUAAAAUAUCUGAGGUCCUUAUUUUCCCUAAGUAAACAUGACAAACCGCACGCAAUGCAGUUUUGAGCACUGAAGUCAGUAAUCUUGGGUAUACCAAGCCCCCUAAUCCUGCUGUUCAAUAUUCUUACCCCUGAAUAAGUUUCAGAGAUAUUCCAAGCAUUGCUUCCCGGUCAACUUGUUCAGUUUAGGUACCAUCAUGAGUAAGAUACCCCUUACGCUUUCAGCCUUUGUAAAUGGGCUUGACCACAGUUGAAAUGAUGGCCAAAUAAAACACUUUUUGGAUAAUUCGUGAGUUACUUCUGUUAUGCAACACAGGGAUGUCUCCAAGACAAGAAACUAUGCUUAUUGAUUCAUAUUUUGAGACAAG
This is a messenger RNA of Opisthorchis viverrini, 5041 nucleotides long. RefSeq lists its product as hypothetical. NCBI's taxonomy places the organism in Eukaryota, Metazoa, Platyhelminthes, Trematoda, Opisthorchiida, Opisthorchiidae. The record is from RefSeq and is a predicted model, not a curated record. Gene Ontology annotation, biological process: ribosomal large subunit assembly; cytoplasmic translation. Gene Ontology annotation, cellular component: ribosome; cytosolic large ribosomal subunit. Bases 43 to 4740 code for a protein of 1565 amino acids. The transcript has 4 exons. Gene Ontology annotation, molecular function: RNA binding; structural constituent of ribosome; calcium ion binding.